Molecule: messenger RNA, 7086 nt
Organism: Megachile rotundata (alfalfa leafcutting bee)
Lineage: Eukaryota; Metazoa; Arthropoda; Insecta; Hymenoptera; Megachilidae
Gene: Sec71
Product: ADP ribosylation factor guanine nucleotide exchange factor Sec71
Biological process (GO): regulation of ARF protein signal transduction
Molecular function (GO): guanyl-nucleotide exchange factor activity
Source: RefSeq, a predicted model, not a curated record
UCUCUUAUGGUUCCAGUGCUGUUUCAAAAGAUCGUUGUCAUUUUUGCACUUUCAUCACUUUUUUACAUGAUUUUCUGAAAAAUGGUUUGAUACAUAUCUUUACAAUAAAACGUCCAGGAAAUUUGACCAUUGUCCAGAUUAAAUUUGUUUUUGAAGUUCUUGAUCGAUCCGUGUUUCACCGUCAGUGUUGCAGAAGUUGCCAGUCUUUGAGGACAACCCGCCUCUAGGAGGUGAUAUAAAUGAUGUACAAAAUACUGACACGUAAAUCACAGUCGUGAAGAUGCGAGACUCAAGUCGAGUCGCGUGUUCUUCCAUGCCAGCCUAGCAGAGGAAUCAGCGCGGCCCGGCGACGAUGCAAAAUAAUUCCAAAGAAAUGUUCAUCAUUAGAGCUUUGGAAAAGAUCCUGGCUGACCGGGAUGUCAAACGGUCGCACCUUUCACAACUUAGGAAGUCCUGCGAGACUGCACUUGACAACUUGCGAAAUGAAAUCAAAGAAGGUUCUAAUGCACAAGUGUCGACUGCCUUGCCACAACCACGCAGCGAUUCCUAUGUCAUCUCUGCAGAAAAGUAUUUUUUGCCAUUCGAACUGGCUUGCCAGAGCAAAUCACCAAGAAUAGUAGUUACUGCUUUGGACUGUCUACAGAAAUUGAUUGCUUAUGGACACCUAACUGGAAAUGUACCUGAUUCCACAGAGCCAAAUAAGCUAUUGAUUGUACGUAUUGUUGAAACAAUUUGUGGAUGUUUCAUGGGGCCACAAACUGAUGAGGGAGUUCAGUUGCAAAUUAUAAAAGCACUUCUCACAGUAAUGACCAGUCAACAUGUUGAAGUUCAUGAAGGCACUGUAUUACUUACAAUACGUACAGUUUAUAGCGUUUACUUGGCAUCAAGGAACUUGGUUAAUCAAACCACAGCUCGUGCAACUCUUACACAAAUGAUCAAUGUUAUUUUUGCUCGCAUGGAAACACAAGCGGAAGAAGAAAAUGUUAGAACAGAAGUGGAACAUUCAGGAAUAACUGUCAACACAGCUGGCAGUACAUCUGGAGGAGAAUUAGAAACAGAGACAGUAAAUAAUGAAGAACAUUCAACAGAAAGCAGUCAGGAACCACAGUUAAUUGUUCGAGGAAUUUUAGAGGAUGUUGUGAAUUCAGUGGUUCCAGAGGAUCCAACAAUUGCUGUUACAGUAACUUCAGAGGAGGCUAGUUUAGAUCAAGUGCCUAUGGACGAAAACUCCGACGAAGCUGUCGCAGAAAGCGACAAUAUGGUCAGGGCAAAAUUCACUCAUGUCUUGCAAAAGGAUGCAUUCCUGGUGUUUAGAGCACUCUGCAAACUGUCCAUGAAACCACUUCCGGAUGGCACUCCAGAUCCUAAGUCACAUCAACUUAGGUCAAAAAUUCUUUCGCUGCAGUUGCUUCUAGGUAUACUGCAAAACGCGGGACCAGUAUUACGAUCGAAUGAAAUGUUUGUAAUAGCCAUAAAGCAAUAUCUUUGUGUGGCACUCUCAAAGAACGGAGUCUCCUCAGUGCCGGAGGUGUUCGAGCUUUCCCUGGCGCUCUUCCUCGCGUUGUUGGCUCGCUUCAAAAUGCACCUAAAAAUGCAGAUAGAAGUUUUCUUCAAGGAAAUUUUUAUGAACAUUCUUGAAACUUCUAGCAGUUCAUUUGAGCACAAGUGGAUGGUGAUCCAUGCGUUGACUCGAAUUUGUGCGGAUGCACAGAGUGUGGUUGACAUAUAUGUGAAUUACGACUGCGAUCUUUCCGCUGCAAAUUUAUUUGAAAGGCUUGUAAAUGAUUUAUCGAAAAUUGCACAGGGUAGGCAAGCACUAGAAUUGGGUGCCUCGCCUAAUCAAGAGAAAUCAAUGCGUAUCAGAGGCCUCGAGUGUUUAGUAUCAAUCUUGAAAUGUAUGGUCGAAUGGAGCAGAGACCUGUACGUAAAUCCAAGCGUUCCAGCGGAUCAACAGCUUCCAUCGGAACCACCUGAUCCUCCAGUAGAACCGCCACUACCUCGUUAUGGAAGUGCAGGCAGUCUAUCCUCUGCGAAUUCCAGUUUAGUGGGCAACAAGGAGAUACCAGAUUCACCGGAACAGUACGAGGUGCAGAAACAGCAGAAAGAAGUGUGGGAGACUGGAAUUGAUAUUUUUAAUCGAAAGCCAAGCAAAGGAGUACAAUAUCUUCAAGAACAAGGUCUUCUAGGUAAUUCGUCCGAAGAUGUUGCACGCUGGCUUCAUAUGGACGAACGACUCGAUAAGACCGCGAUCGGCGAUUUUCUCGGUGAUCAUAAUCACAAUCAGGUGAUGUACAGUUAUAUUGAUCAAAUGAACUUUGCCGAUCGCGAUUUAGUUACAGCCCUGAGAUACUUUCUUGAGGGCUUCAGGCUGCCGGGAGAGGCGCAGAAAAUCGAUCGGUUGAUGGAGAAAUUUGCCAGCAGAUACUGUGAAUGCAAUCCAAAUAAUGGAUUAUUUACGAGUGCAGACACUGCAUAUGUUCUGGGUUUCUCUAUCAUUAUGCUAACCACUGAUCUCCAUUCGCCUCAAGUAAAAAACAAAAUGACAAAAGAACAAUAUAUAAAACUCAAUCGACGUAUCAGUGAUAACGAAGAUCUGCCCGAGGAAUAUUUAUCGAAAAUUUAUGACGAGAUUGCGGGUAACGAAAUUAAAAUGAAGUCGAACCCUAAUCGACCUGGUAAACAAGUUAUCUCUAGUGAAAAGAAACGGCGUCUUUUAUGGAAUAUGGAAAUGGAAGUAAUCUCAACCGCAGCGAAAAAUUUGAUGGAAUCCGUCAGUCACGUUCAAGCGCCAUUCACAACCGCCAAACAUUUAGAGCACGUUAGACCAAUGUUCAAGAUUGCAUGGACUCCAUUUUUAGCUGCAUUCAGCGUUGGCCUUCAAGACUGUGACGACCCAGAAAUCGCUUCUCUUUGCCUAGAUGGCAUUAGAUGUGCAAUACGCAUCGCUUGCAUAUUUCAUAUGACGUUAGAACGGGACGCAUACGUGCAAGCGUUAGCACGAUUCACUUUAUUAACAGCGAAUUCACCGAUCACCGAAAUGAAGGCGAAGAAUAUUGAUACCAUAAAAACAUUGAUCACCGUCGCACAUACUGAUGGCAAUUACCUUGGCAGCUCCUGGUUAGAUGUUGUCAAAUGUAUUUCACAACUCGAGCUUGCACAACUUAUUGGUACUGGAGUUAGACCACAACUUCUGGGUCCGCCAUCUAAACCACAUUUUCCAUCGCCAUUGGUGAAUUUCAAUCUAACUCACAACAAUUCUCAUCAAAAUAAUAGUUUAAAUCUCAGUUCGUUGGAUCCAAGCGUAAAGGAAUCUAUAGGAGAAACUAGCUCCCAGAGCGUAGUUGUGGCCGUCGACAGAAUAUUCACUGGAUCCACCAGAUUGGACGGAGAUGCAAUUGUAGAAUUUGUGAAAGCUCUUUGCCAAGUCUCUCUAGAAGAACUGUCUCAUCCAACACAGCCACGAAUGUUUUCUCUCACUAAAAUUGUGGAGAUCUCCUACUAUAACAUGGGUCGUAUUAGGCUCCAGUGGUCCAGAAUUUGGCAGGUGAUAGGAGAUCACUUCGACAGAGUUGGCUGUAGUCCUCGCCAGGACAUCGCCUUCUUCGCGGUCGAUUCGUUAAGGCAACUUGCAACUAAGUUCAUCGAGAAAGGCGAAUUCGCCAAUUUCCGGUUUCAAAAAGAUUUCCUCAGACCGUUUGAGCAUAUCAUGAAAAAGAACAGGUCACCAGUUAUUAGAGACAUGGUCGUUCGUUGCGUCGCGCAAAUUGUACACUCGCAGGCACCCAAUAUUCGGUCAGGAUGGAAAAAUAUAUUCAGUGUGUUUCAUCAUGCAGCCAGUGACAGAGACGAAGCUGUUGUUGAAUUGGCAUUUUCAAUGACAGGCAAAAUUAUAAAUGAAUUGUACGCCGAAGAUUUUAGUAUCAUGGUGGAUUCCUUCCAAGACGCCGUCAAGUGCCUCAGUGAAUUCGCUUGCAACGCCUCUUUCCCAGAAACAAGCAUGGAAGCCAUAAGAUUGAUACGUUCUUGUGCCUCAUACAUUGAUGCUAAUCCAAAUCUAUUUGCAGAAGGCAUGAUGGAUGAUAGCGGAAUGGUGUCUGAGGAAGACAGAGCUUGGGUGAGAGGCUGGUUCCCAUUGUUGUUCGAGCUAUCAUGUAUCGUGAGCAGAUGUAAAUUGGAUGUUCGAACAAGAGCACUAACUGUGUUGUUCGACGUUGUUAAAACACACGGGGCAUCUUUUAAACCUCACUGGUGGAAGGAUCUGUUUCAAGUUCUCUUCAGGAUCUUUGAUAAUAUGAAACUGCCUGAACAGCAUACAGAAAAAGCAGAAUGGAUGACGACCACUUGCAACCACGCCUUGUACGCCAUAGUGGAUGUGUUCUCCCAGUUCUACGAUACCCUAGGGCCUCUUCUUUUGGAGCAACUAUAUUCUCAGUUACUGUGGUGCGUGCAACAAGAUAACGAACAGUUGGCAAGAUCCGGUACGAAUUGCUUGGAGAAUCUGGUGAUCAGUAACGGGAUUAAAUUUGACGAGCAAACUUGGGAGAAGACCUGCAGCUGCGUUCUCGAUAUCUUCGAGAGUACCUUACCAUCCGCUCUUCUUACAUGGAAACCCCUAUCACCUAACAAAGAGUCUGAUCUGGACGUGAUCACAGGCGAGACUGAUAACCACGUUGGCAUUCUAAAGAGGAGCAACAGUUCUCAAAGCCUAUCGACCAACGAGUCCGGGAAGAACAAGCUAUUUUACGCGUUGUCAAUAAAAUGUGUUGUACAGCUGGAGCUGAUCCAAACAAUAGACAAUAUCGUAUUCUAUCCAGCAACGUCGAGGAAGGAGGAUCAAGAAAACCUGGCACUGGCGCAAGCGGACAUGUUCAAUGGUAAAUCCUCAGAAUUAGGUGUCAGGGCAGGUGCGGAUCAGCAGAAAGAAGAACAAGGCAUGUAUUGUGCCCUGACAACGAUGCACCUGUUGCAGCUAGUCGAGUGUCUGUUGAAAUCUCAUCGAUUCGCCAAGAGUUUCAAUUCCAACCACGAACAACGUAACGUGCUCUGGAAAGCUGGCUUCCGGGGCAACGUGAAACCAAAUUUACUUAAACAAGAGACUCAGUCGUUGGCAUGCGCGUUACGAAUACUCUUCAAAAUGUACAGCGACGAAGCUCACAGGGCUGAUUGGAGUAAAGUGGAGUCUAGGUUAGUCGAGGUGGCUUGUGAAGCGCUGGAAUAUUUCCUUGCGCUUUCCAAUGAGGCUCAUAGAGACGCCUGGACUCCUAUCUUGUUGCUGCUUCUGACGAGAAUCCUGAAGAUGAGUGAUAAUCGGUUCGCGGUGCACGCGUCUAAUUGUUACCCAUUGCUAUGCGAGGUUAUGUGCUUUGAUCUCAAGCCAGAAUUACGAUCUGUACUACGAAGAUUCUUUUUAAGAAUUGGUCCAGUAUUUAGGAUCACGCAGCAAUAAUUGCUGUAAUUAGGCGCUGUAAAGGAAAGAUGCGUUUUGGGCUGUUCUGCAAGGUAUAGAGUGAUUCUUAUAAGUGGAAUGGGUUAUAAUUAGGGAUAUGUGCAUUCCUAAUCAUAACUAUUUCCUAAAGAUAGAAAAUUUGUACAUGAUUUGAUGAAGUCCUUUUUUAUUACAAACAGGCAAAAGUAAAAUAUCAAAUGUAAUUUAGUAUUUGAAAUUUGUGUUUAGAAAUUGUAACUUAUUCUGUUCAUAAGAAUCUUCCUGGCGUACAAUUGUUUGAAGACAUUUCGUAUGAUAUGAGAAUCGAAACAGCGAGGUUAAAUACGACGCGUGAAUAGGAUAAAAUAAAACCGACAAACAGAAUGGAUCGUGUUAGUAAAAUAGUAGGAGAAAAACAUAUGUAUGUAUUAUGUAAGUUCCGAAUCUCCCUCCUUUGUAUUUAAUGUUCUUCAUUUUUUAUAAGGAAGAGGAGAGACUUCGAGUCGAUGUGCGUGUGCAGGGUAUUUAAUAAAUAGGGUAUUUUCUGGUCUUCGUAGGAUACGGAAGGCUAAAAUAUAAAUCCUCAAACUUCUAGCUAAAUUAUAAUUCUAUUUAAUGAUGGUUUAAAUUUACUUAAUCAUUCUGAACCUUGCUUUAUUGAUUAGGAGUGCAAAGGAUUUUAUUUUAGAUACAUUCAGAAUGUACCAUGUAUUGAAUGCAUGUAAAAAGGGAAGGUGUUUCCUCGUUCACAAGAAAUGUGCUAUUUAUCAAAUGUUUUGCAUACGUAUUUGAGCAUAAAUGCAUAUACAAAGUGUCUCUUGAAGUAUACUGUACCAUCCAUAAAUCAACCAAGCAAAGAAUAAGAUAAUUUGCAAUAUUUUUAUAGAAUUGAUUAGCUAUUUUGUAAUUCCUAAAUAAUUUGAGAACUGGUAGCAGAGCCCUCAAGGAUUACCUUAUCUUGAGGUUAGAUAUCUUAUUUGCAGUACAUUUUUUCAGACACUUUCUGUAUGUUAAAAUACUUAGGAAAUGAUGGUAUAAGCAAGAAAUGACAGAUACUUAAGAAACAAUAUUUUGUUAAAGGAUCAACCUUUAUUUUUUACAAGUAUAAUUACAAUUCAAAAUAAAUAUGUCUUACUAGAGAAUAGAUGCAGCACUUUGAUAGAUACAUGGAAUGUUUCCUAUCAGUUUUUAAAUAUAUCUAAUCACAAAGAUUUUAUCUUACAUUUUUACACAUUGUUUUUCGUCAGCCUAACUUAAAUAAAUAUAAAACGUAGGAUAUUGAAUAUUAAGAGAUAUACUAACUGAAAAAACAGAAAGAGUUUUAAGAAAUUGAACAUUUAGUACUACAAAGUUUCUUGUUUCCAGCUUGUACUAUUGUUUUUGAGAUAUAUAGUCUGUGUACAAAUGCGACACGCGUAUAGUCAUCACCAAGUAGUCAUAUAAAUAUCCAUCGUGGAUAGGUGUUCAGACAACGAGUGAUAGUUUCUAACUCGUUAGGGUUUUGAUUGUUAUACAUAGAACCAGUUUACGAUUAAGACAUGAGAAUCCCAUGGACAUAAUAAUACAUGUAUAUUCGCAUUGCAUAGAAUUAUUUAUGCUUAAGUUAGAUUAAUUAUUUACAUGAUGCAGCCUUAUUUAAAUAAAUUUUAGAGAAACAAGGA